CAACUCCACACUUGGAACAACGACCACUCCCACAGACACGAUCGCGACAUACAUCAGCCGACCGCGUCAAACCCCGAUAUCCAUCCUGCCGCACAGUCGGAGCACCUCCGCAACGCAACGCACGAACACUCCCACUUUCAUGACGCCCCACGGGUAGUCCCACGGCACCGAAGCGAUCGCUUUGCACUGAUUCAGCAUGGCUGCUGCUGAGGACGAAGGCACUAUCAAUGUCGCAUCGAAGAAGGGCAGCAAGGACAAGGCGAAUGGAGUCAUAAGGCUAAAGAAGGCUGUGCCGAAGCACACGAAGCCGGGCAACUGGCGAGACGGCAGCGUGGCAGAUGAUGACAAGAAGACAAAGAACUCGGACAACUCGAGCUCCUCCCCGACACCCGUAGUCAACCCCCUGGACGAGAGCGCGCGGGAGACCUUUGCGACAGGGCGGCCGCUGGAGGACGUCCUCAAUCUGCAGCAAUGCAAGCACUGCAAGAAGGGCGUGCUGCGGACGGCGGCCAAGGAGCACAUUGCCGCGUGCCUGCGCAUUAAGAAGGAGAAGGCACAGCGGAAAAAGGAGGCCCGGGAGGCGCGCGAGCGCGCCAAGGAGGAAGCCCGCGCGGAGGAGGCGCGCAAGAACGACGGCGACGGCGACACCAAGAUGAAUGACGACAGCGACGACGACGACGACGAAGACUCGCCUGACAAGAAGAACAAGGCGUCAAAGAAGGUUGGGGGCAAAAAGCCUGACGGCGACGCCAAGGGCAAGAAACGCAAGGCUGACGGGGACGCUGACAAGGGACCGAAGAAUAAGAAAAAGAAAGAGGAGCCCAAGCCCAAAGUCCCCAAACCAAAAGGACCCGUCGACGUCGAGAAGCAAUGCGGUGUGUUGCUGCCUAACGGACAGCCAUGUGCGCGGUCACUCACGUGCAAGAGCCAUAGUAUGGGUGCCAAACGUGCCGUGGCUGGCCGAUCUUUACCUUACGACAUGCUACUUGCCGCAUAUCAAAAGAAGAAUCAGGCAAAACAGCAGAAGGCUGCACUCGAUGCCAAUGCACCGGUCGAAGACGAAGACGAGACAGCUGCCGGACCCGUCGACUCCGAUGAAGAGACCGCGGCUGUCAUGAGCGCACUCGCAAAAUGGAACCCUCAACCGGUGAUGCCGCCACCAAUAUUCCAACCAAUCAAGCGGACAUAUCAGCUCGCACGGUUGCACGAGCAACUUCAGCAAGCGACCAACGGUGGACGCACAAAUAUAUUCAAGGUCAACGGACUCGGCGCACAGAGACUACCCGAGAGUCACAACGAUUACUCGAUGGACCUUGACGACGCGCCAGGCGAAGACCAAGAUAUUGUCAUGAUGGGUGCACCUGAUACCCGGCGAUCAUCCAGCUUUAGCAUACAAGCAGCAUCGCGGCGACCUUCGGUUGCUAGCCGCGCAUAAGAUGGCGCACACUCGAGAGUCGAAGAAAACGAGCCGUCGCUUUCAUUGGAUGACCUGGCUCCUGAUCAACUAUGGGGAAGCCAGGAAUGACAGCGCCGGGCCUUGUUGCGGCACUAUGUACUCGACAGAGUUGCGCUCGCCGCAUGCGGGGCACGC
This is a messenger RNA of Microdochium trichocladiopsis, 1591 nucleotides long. RefSeq names its product SCA7, zinc-binding domain-containing protein. Gene Ontology annotation, biological process: RITS complex assembly; regulatory ncRNA-mediated heterochromatin formation; regulation of transcription by RNA polymerase II. The transcript is spliced from 4 exons. NCBI's taxonomy places the organism in Eukaryota, Fungi, Ascomycota, Sordariomycetes, Xylariales, Microdochiaceae. The coding region runs from base 197 to 1435 and encodes 412 amino acids. The record is from RefSeq and is a predicted model, not a curated record. Gene Ontology annotation, cellular component: SAGA complex.